This is a messenger RNA of Chara braunii, 2810 nucleotides long. Lineage: Eukaryota; Viridiplantae; Streptophyta; Charophyceae; Charales; Characeae. The record is from the annotation of a GenBank genome assembly.
AAAAGCCAGGUGGGUUUGACCGCAGGUGCUGGGCAUCUGAUCUAGAUUGCAAGGACUGUGGUUGCGAAAGCUUCCGUCGGCCGUGGUAAUCUGGCUGGAACGAAGGGUAAGAUUUUGUAGUCCAUAGAGAGUAAGUUAGUCAGUUGUCUGGGUAGGUCUACGUGGUGAGGAGUGGGACAACCUUGUCGUGCACUUGAACACCAUGGACGACUACCCCAUGUACGGCUUGCUCGUGGGGUUCUCACUUCGGGGGACCCUCUGGCGUUUCAUUUUUCCACUGGGAUUCUGGAACACGUUUAUGUAUAGGGUAGACACACGUACGGGGACGAGUACCUCGCCCUACACGACCGAGCCGGAAGCCAAGGCCGCCGCCAUUCUGAAAGAAAGAAGAGAGAAGAAGGAGGCCAAGAAGAAGGCCUUGAUGGAGGAACAGGCGGCAAAGAUGAAAAAGAUUGAGGAGGAGAUGGCCAGGGAGAAGGAGAGGUUAAAGAGAGAAGAAGAAGCAAAGCUUAAGGCGGUAGAAGAGGAGGAAGAGGAGGAAGAACAGCCACUGGAAAGGCAAAGGGUAGGAGGAAGAGGUGAACCCAGUGGCACAAAAGAAGACCAAAUGGAGAAGAAAAUUACAGAGUGGGUUGUUGGAUUGUCCCUGGGAAAAGAUGAGGAGGCCUUAAUGUAUGUGCCCAGGGAAGAACAGGAGGCGGCCAUAAAAGAGUGGGAUGCGGAAGAAGAUCCACUCAAGCGGCAGGUGUUGGAAGAUGAGAAAAGGAUGGAGUGGAAGUUUCGUCUGACAAGGGAAAGGAAAAGAAGGAUGGAGGCGGCAAGUCAGGCGGGGAAAGAGUUGGAGGAGAUAAAGAAGCAGAGAGAUCAAAUGGCGACGAAGGUGGAUUUAUUGGGGAAGGUGGAAAUCAUGGCGAGGAACACAGAGCGUCUGGCACGAGUCCCGGAAGAACAAUUUUUAGUUGGUAGAAGUCAAGAUAUUGCCAUGCGUUCUAUACGAUUGGGGCUCAGAGAUUUCGUGCGGGAACUGGCAACACAGGUGGGCUCCGAAGUGGAGGCCCGCCUAGACAGCACAGAGCGCUAUUGCACGGGUGCCAUAGAGGGCGCCAAAUUGGCCGCUCCCAAGGAAGAGGAAGUACGCCCGCGUAGGGAGCCUAUCAAAGUCAAAUUCCCCGAUUCCUCCAGUGGGAAGAAGGAAGAGAACUUUGACAACUGGGAGGCUAAUAUAAAGACCUACGUGCACUUGCAAAAGGAGAAAUUAGAGGAACAGGUCUUCGUAGUUUACGUCGGGCCUGUCACUGAGCCUAAGGAGGAGAAGCCCAUUGAUCCAGCUAUUGCCAAACUGCUGGAAGAGUUUAAGGAUUUAGCUGAGCUGCCGACAGGAGUAGUACCGCGGCCCAUCCAACAUCGCAUUGAGAUUGAGCAUGGUAGUAGAACUCCCAAAGGAGCGGUGUAUAAAAUAUCUCCACAGGAGUUGGAGGAACUACGCAAGCAGUUAGACGAACUCCUAGAGAAGAGUUGGAUUGGGCUCAGUUCGUCUCCAUUUGGAGCACCUAUGGUAUUUGUCCCCAAAAAGGAGGGAGAACUCAGGAUGUGUAUCGACUAUAGGGGUCUCAAUGCUAUUACGGUAAAGAAUGUUGAGCCGCUGCCCCGCAUAGAUGAUCUUUUAGACCGGGUGCAGGGUUGCAAGUACUUUUCGAAGAUUGAUUUGAAGUCUGGAUAUCAUCAGAUAGAGGUUCAUCCCGAUGAUCAGUAUAAGACUGCAUUCCGGACUAGGUAUGGGCACUACGAGUUUAUAGUCAUGCCCUUUGGACUAACCAAUGCACCAGCGACUUUUCAGCGUUGUAUGAAUGACCUGUUUAGGCUUUCGUUAGAUAAAUUUGUAGUAGUAUAUCUAGAUGACAUUCUAGUUUUUAGCAAGACCCUUCAAGAGCACCAGGGUCAUCUGAGGCAGGUCUUGGAGAAGUUGAGAGAGGCUAACUUCAAGAUCAACCCCAAAAAGUGCGAGUGGGCAAAGACUCAAGUUUUGUACUUAGGCCACGUCUUAGACGGAGACGGCAUUAAGCCAGAGGAUAGCAAAAUCGCAGCGAUUAAGGAUUGGCCUACACCCCGCACGCUGACAGAGUUGCGAUCGUUCUCAGGCCUAGCGAACUACUACAGGAAGUUUGUUAGAAACUUUUCUACCAUCGCUGCACCUCUUCGCAGAUUGCUGAAGAAAGAAACAAUCUGGAAGUGGGAUAAGGACUGCACGUCUGCCAUGAAAAAGUUGAAGCAGGCGUUGAUAGAGUAUCCAGUCUUUAAGGUCGCCGAUCCGUCCUUGUCUUUCGUUGUUACUAUUCACGCAAGCCAGUAUGGCAUUGGUGCCGUACUGCAGCAAGACGAUGGCAGCGGAUAUAGACCCGUAGAGUUCAUGUCUGCUAGGAUGUCUUCAGAGAAGGUAGCAACAUCCACCUACGAGAGGGAACUCUACGAUCUCAGGCAAGCACUAGAACACUGGAAGCACUACUUGCUUGGGAGGCACUUCAAGGUUUAUUUAGACCACGAGACGUUGAGGUGGUUGAAGACGCAGGCCAAGAUGACUCCUAAGUUAACUAGGUGGGCCGAAGAGAUAAACCAGUACGACUUUGAGCUCAAGCCAAUUAAGGGUAAGUACAAUGUACUUGCGGAUGCGCUAAGUAGGAGGUCAUACUACUUUGGGGCGAUAGUCCAUUACCUAGAUAUAGGGAAGGACCUGCAACAAAAAGUUAGAGAGGCAUAUGCGUAGGAUCCUAUCUACAACGACCUUCUUAAGAGAGUAAAGGCGGCCCCAAAGA